CAGGAAACACGUUAAUGGACGUGAGAAGUCCCUCCUUUGCUUCAGUUUGACCAGUGUUGGUGGUGACCAGACGUUCGACGGCCGCUUGACACAAACACCAUCCCCCGUCAGACCGCUGGCUCGCUGCGGUCCCGUCCAUCCAUGGCCAAUUCAACUGGCGUUACACUGGGUCAGACGACAGUGAGCGGAAAAGGUGACGGUGCAGCAAGCGGCCCCAGCCCAGACUAUACCGCCUUUGUACUGGUGCCGGUCUUCUUUCUUCUGGGCCUGCUGGGGGUGGUGAUCUGCCACGUGUUGAAGAGGAAGGGCUACCGAUGCACCACCGCCCAGGACGACGAGGAGGAGUGCGUGGAAGAAGAAGAAGACAAGGAUCUCGAGCUGGGAGGAGAGCUGAACGACACCGUCAGCGACAACAAUGACACAGUUGGACAGAUUGUCAGAUACAUCAUGAAGAAUGAAGCAAACUCAGACGCCCUCAAAGCCAUGAUUCAUGAAAACAGCAUUGACUCAGACGGUCCUCCACUCACCCCCACCUCCCCCGGCACCCCAACCCCCCCGAUGACUCCCGUAUCACCGGGGGCACCUCCGGGAGCCGCCAAGCACACCUGCAACCACCUGCACACCAUCGGGGGUCCUGGCGGCCAGAAGAACAUCUGCACCCGCUGCAGCCAGAAGAAAUGGCCGUUAAUGAGGAAGCCAUCGGCCCGGAAGGCAGAGAACCGGCGCAGUCACCACGGAGAGGUCACGGUGCUGGCUGUGGGCAGGUUUCGGGUAACAAAGUGUGAAAAAGCAGCGAGGGAUCGGAGGACUCUGCUAAUAACAGACUCCAACGGGAGCGUCCCUUCAACGCCCACGGAGUUGGAGCCCAAGAGCCGAACGACGUCCGAGUCCCAACAGGAGCAGACAGACAACUUGGACAACGAGAAAUGAGAGAACUCCAGGUUUCCGAAGAGAGAAAAGAAGCAACACCUGGACACUUUUUAAAACCCAAAACGAGAACAAUAAACGCAGCAGGAAUAUAUAGAUCCAGGAAUCGUUGCUUCACACACAGAGCGAAACGUGCGGUGAUUCGGACGCAACGGUGGUUAUUAUACAAGCAGAAAAGGGGGUAAGGUGUGUUGAAAUACACUCCUCCCCUGUAACGGAUUUACAGCAGUGCCUUGCUCGGUGGCGCCCUCUUGAUGCCACGAUGGGAGCUUCAACCAGGGCUUUCCAUAAAGGUCUUAUUACUCAACAUGUAGAUGCGGUCAGUGAUGUAUGUACAUAUGUUUUUAUAUGUGGAGGUAUGAAAGGCACGUCAUCGUUCGGUUAAUUUAUAAAAACUACACCUAAGGAACAGGUACAGCCGGUCUAUGAUGAAGUCGGGGGUUGUCAUUUCAUACAGGAAGGAGGAAGUUCCCGAUAUAGCGCUCGCACCGCCAGGAAGUAGACCGGAACAUUAGCAGAUGUGACAAAAGCUAUCAUGUCCUGUAACGGCGUGAUCGUGAUGUGAAAGUGUGCCUCGUGUUGUCGGGAUGAUUCAUCGUCCUCCAAGUGCAUGUUUUCUGCUUUUUUAUUUUUUCAUGUUUCUUAGUGUUCUUUCAGUCUGUCCUCUAAUAAAGAACUCGCAGCGUUCUGGGUCGAACAACAAAUCAGCGCUAAAAUUCAGACGCAGGCUGCUCUUGGAAUGUUUUCUAUUAAAGUGACAAUACAUGUUUUAGUUGGCUUUUUUUUGUUUUUUUUUUGUCAAAGUGGGAACAGCACGACAAGCUCUAAACACGAUAUCGACGUAUUAUUGUGAGCAGAAAAUGUUCUUUUUACGCAUUCAGCAGAAAAGGCUCAACAAUAGCUUUCAUUUGCCGCCAUGUCUUUGACUAUCUGAUCAACCGAGGCCAGUAUUCGCGCUCCUUUUAGCUCCGUUUUGGUCUCCACCAACUCCUGAGGCUAGGGCUAGCUCUUUACCUAAGAUUUUCACUGUUUUUCAUCAUUCUGUUGUCGAAAAAAGCUGCCUGUUGUGUCCAAUAUUACACCAUGAGAGUGAAAAGAGUGAACCAAAAAUGAAAACAUUAAAAUUGCGGGCGCUAACAGUUAGCUGAAAGAUGCUAAAAUGUACCGAAGAGAUGAGGAGAAAUGGCAAAUUAGAAAGUCACGUGACACAUUAUCGGUAUGCAAAUAUUGAUUCGUUUAGCUUUAAUUUGUGCUGUUGGCUGGAAUUAUAGAUCUUUGUACUAAAAAUGCAAUUUAUAGAAGCAUUUUAAUGUAUUCUAUUAGAUGUAGGGCAUCUAAAAGACAUUUAGAAAAGGAAAACAACAUCCUCUUCUUUUUUUACUUGUAGAUUUUACACGAGGCUCGUUGCAGUACGUGAACGUUCGUCUGCUGAAGCCACAUGAAGCUACCGCCUAUUUUAAUUAAUGACAGAUUUAUCGUAUUUUUAGCGCGAGCUGCCUUUCUAUUCAUCAUCAUUGUGCAGCAUUGUCAGGAGCAGAUACUGUACAAAUGAUUUAAUCCAUUAUGGAUUUAUGUUAUCUAUCAGCUGGUCCACGAGGACAUAAGCCUUAUUAUGUUUCUAAUGAGUCGUGCCUUUGUGGGCAGAUGGGAGGCACGACUAACUACAAAGUGUUUACAGUGGAAAGAAUCAUUCACUGCUGCAUGCACGGCACUGAGUGGUUCGGAUACGGAUCUAUAUGUUACCUCCAGAAAUAUGUGUGUGGCAAGUGCUCACGUUACUUGGAUUCUUGUAUUUCUACCAUUUAAGGGAGGCUAAAUUCCACUAUUUUUGUGGCCAUUUUGUUGCUAAGAUUCCAGUAAAUGGGCCAAAAGCUGGUCUUCAGUUUGACAUGAACCAUCGAUUAAAGCUUUAUUUCUCUGACCAAAAUUAAAAACUUAAUAGAUGCA
This is a messenger RNA of Stegastes partitus (bicolor damselfish), 2874 nucleotides long. It is a transcript of the gene rell1, whose product is annotated as RELT like 1. The transcript is spliced from 8 exons. The record is from RefSeq and is a predicted model, not a curated record. Gene Ontology annotation, cellular component: plasma membrane. The coding region runs from base 142 to 930 and encodes 262 amino acids. Gene Ontology annotation, biological process: positive regulation of p38MAPK cascade. Lineage: Eukaryota; Metazoa; Chordata; Actinopteri; Pomacentridae.